AUGCACAAUCGAACUACUGUGACAAAUCUUCGUGAAUUAUCGAUGACUUAUAAUAAAUCUCGUACAUCAUCUUCAAUAGGAUUUAAACGAAAAUCAUCAGGCCAUGUCCCAUUACUCAGUACUAGUUCUCGUCCAUUGUCAAAUAUGACAAAUCUUGCACAAUCAUCUGAUAUUAAUAAUACAUCAAAACGCAAGGUGGAUGAGUAUGAAAAUGAUUCAUUUAAGUAUGAUGUUCCUACAACUAAUUAUGCUUCGGUACGAAAACAACAACAAACACAAUCAUCAUCAUCUACAAAACGUGUUAAAUCAACGCAAUCAUUUGUAACGAAAGCAAAAUUGUUACCAGAAGAUGGAUCGUUACGAUUAGUAACGUCAACAGUCCAAGGAAUGAAACAUUGGACAAAUAAACAUUUACCAUAUCCAAUUCUAUUUGAAGUUUUUGGUAAACUUGAUUCUCAAGUAACGUCUUUAUCAUUAACAAAUACACGGCAAUUUUCAUUAAUCGAUGAAAAAGAUCGCAUUGAAUGUAUAUUUGCUGAAAUGGAUCAAUCAUUUUCUAACAUUGAUCGAGAUGUUCAAUUGCGAAUUAUUUGUCGAUUGGAACCAAAAAGUAGUUUGGCUCGUUGUAUAGCCAUUCGUAUAGCAAAUAAAGAUGAAUGGAACGAAAAAUAUUCUAUUAUUAAACAGUGUGACUUACAAUUAAAUGAAGAUGAUCUGAAUUCAAAAAAGCUCAAAAAGAAUAACAAAAAAUUACAAAAAUAA
This is a messenger RNA of Rotaria socialis, 762 nucleotides long. The record is from the annotation of a GenBank genome assembly. Lineage: Eukaryota; Metazoa; Rotifera; Eurotatoria; Philodinida; Philodinidae.